Messenger RNA from Mucor velutinosus, 924 nucleotides. Its product is annotated as protein phosphatase regulator. Gene Ontology annotation, cellular component: cytosol. Lineage: Eukaryota; Fungi; Mucoromycota; Mucoromycetes; Mucorales; Mucoraceae. Gene Ontology annotation, molecular function: methylenetetrahydrofolate dehydrogenase (NAD+) activity; methylenetetrahydrofolate dehydrogenase (NADP+) activity. The transcript is spliced from 3 exons. The record is from RefSeq and is a predicted model, not a curated record. Gene Ontology annotation, biological process: purine nucleobase biosynthetic process. Bases 1 to 924 code for a protein of 307 amino acids.
AUGACAAACUGCAAAACCAUACUAGCAUCGAAAAUAGCCUCAGGUUUUAGAAACCAUAUAAAAAAGACAAUAUCUACUCGCAAAAUCCAACCUACAUUAGUCGGAUUUCUCGCUAAUGAAGACCCUGCUGCGAAAAAGUAUGCAGAAUGGACAGCAAAAUCCUGUAGCGAGACAGGCGUUCGAUUCAAUUUGAUCACAGUUGAUAAAGAUACACUAGAGCAAAACAUCAUAGACGCAAAUUUAGAUAAAGACGUAAAUGGGAUCAUGGUCUACUACCCAGUAUUUGGAAAUCACUUGGAUCUGUAUCUUCAAAAUAGAGUGAGCCCACUUAAAGAUGUGGAGGGCUUAGGCAGUGUGGCUGUCCGAAAUGUAUACCAAAACAAAAGAUUCAUGGACGACGAUAAAUCGAUGAAAAGCAUUAUACCCUGCACACCCCUUGCUAUCAUCAAGAUACUAGAGUACAUCAAUCAAUACAAGGCUACUUUGCCAUACGGAACUCGCUUGAAGGAUCAAACCAUCACCAUCAUCAACCGUAGUGAGAUUGUGGGCAGACCUCUAGCUGCCCUACUCGCCAAUGAAGGAGCAACUGUUUAUUCAGUAGAUCAAAGCAAUGUUCAGACAUUUACAGAAUUAGACUCAGAGAACAAAUGCAAGACAAUAGACACUGAUCUAAAAUGCUUUGAUGUGAUUCCUCAAUCAGACGUCAUUAUAACAGGUGUGCCGGCUCCCAAUUUCAAAGUGUCUACCAAGAUACUGAAACCAGGCGUUACCUGCAUCAACUUUUCUACAUUUGCUAAUUUCGAGCCAGAUGUUACAUCAAAAGCAUCACAUUUCGUCCCCUCUGUCGGUAAAGUUACUGUGGCCAUGCUCGAGCGUAAUUUACUGCGAUUAUAUGACUAUCAGCACCAAACGAUGAAAUCGUAA